CUAAUAAGCAAGUCUUCACACUUCAUUUCCUCUAAUUUGUAUACCAUCCCAUCCAUUUCUUUGAAUAUGCUCUUUUCAUUCAUUUUUAUUCUCACUAGCAAAAUUACUUUUUCUCAUCAAGCUAAAAUUCAUAUUCAGAUCUGCAAGUUUUCUGUUGGCUAUAUUUUUAGCCUUGUUUAAGUUCAACCAUCAUCUCUGGUUUUGAGCUCUACUCGAGCGUAGUCAGCCAGCUUCUUGACUUUGCUUAGCGUUCAGAUUUUGCGGAAAAUGGGAGAGGAGAAUUGUUGGGAGAGAGAAGUUGUAAUCACUGAGCUAACCAAGGGGAGGGAAUUGAUGUAUCAGCUGCAAAAGCACUUUAAUCCAAUGAAACAGGAUGUAUGCCAGUAUUUAUCUGUGGAAAUACUUUCUUCUUAUGAUAAAGCAUUGUCCCUCUUAAAUGGCACAGCUUUAUCAGUAAUGAGCAAAGGAAAACAGAUUAUCAAUUCAGCACCUUCUUCAUCAACUGCUAAGCUGGUAUCUCCUCAUCUUCCGGUUGAUAGUAGCACGAAGAGUUCUGACCGUCCUUCUAACUCCAGGAAGAGGAAGAUGAUCUCGCGAAGGACAGAGUACGUACAUGCUCGAUCUGGAGCAGAGGUUCCACCUGAGGAUGGAUACAGUUGGAGAAAAUAUGGACAGAAACAUAUUUUAGGAGCAAAUUAUCCCAGAGAAUAUUAUCGAUGUGCUCGUCGUCAUUUAUCUAAAUGUAUUGCUACUAAGAUGGUCAAGCGAAGUGACACAGAGCCGCCAGUUUUUGAAGUUAUUUAUGGAGAAAGUCACAGUUGUGGUCAAGAAAGCAAAAACCAAAAUGAAGAAUUACCUGAGCCUGUGCUAACAACAGAAAUACAAUCUGAAUCUGCUGAUAUUGCUGAUAUGGUUUCAACACCAAAUAAUUCAUUCAACAAUUCCUCAACAGGUGUUGUAUUCUCAUCAAAUUCCAAUUCCAAUUCACUAUUCAACAUCGCCAAUUCUGACUUCAUUUCCACACCAACUUCUUCACCCCAUCCAGAUUGGAAUUUUUUGUCAUUUGAUGAUACUACUAGACUCACUGCUUUACUUAAUGAUGGACCUGAAAAUGUGAGCUGCACUUAUAAAGGUGUCGAUUUCAUUUCCACACCAACUUCAGACCACAAUCUGUUACUUGAUGAUACUACUAGUCUCACUACCUUAUCUAAAAGUGCACCUGAAAAUGCUAGGUGCACCUAUAGAGGUGUCCGCCAGCGUCCUUGGGGGAAAUGGGCAGCUGAAAUCCGCGAGCCCAACCGUGCUCGCGUAUGGCUUGGCAGUUUUGAGAAUUCUCAUGAUGCUGCUGUGGCUUACGAUGCUGCCGCCUAUAGAUUCUACGGGAAAAAUGCGAGACUCAACUUCCCUGAACGUUACAUCAAAUAGGCCUAGAAUUUACGAGUCAGUAGUACCAACAACUUUGGUUCAAGCCCUGUAUUUGUAUUAAAAAAUGUAGUUUGGUUGAUUAGUAGACAAUGCAACAUUUGGAUUGUCCAAGAAGAUACUCCUCUUACAA
Messenger RNA from Nicotiana tabacum (common tobacco), 1555 nucleotides. RefSeq lists its product as uncharacterized. Gene Ontology annotation, cellular component: nucleus. The record is from RefSeq and is a predicted model, not a curated record. Gene Ontology annotation, molecular function: transcription cis-regulatory region binding; DNA-binding transcription factor activity. Gene Ontology annotation, biological process: positive regulation of DNA-templated transcription; response to stress. NCBI's taxonomy places the organism in Eukaryota, Viridiplantae, Streptophyta, Magnoliopsida, Solanales, Solanaceae.